Molecule: messenger RNA, 1951 nt
Organism: Chelmon rostratus (copperband butterflyfish)
Lineage: Eukaryota; Metazoa; Chordata; Actinopteri; Chaetodontiformes; Chaetodontidae
Gene: stip1
Product: stress-induced phosphoprotein 1
Exons: 14
Coding region: 28-1656 (542 amino acids)
Molecular function (GO): Hsp90 protein binding
Source: RefSeq, a predicted model, not a curated record
UUCUGGAAGGAACCUCAUGCUUGCACCAUGGAGAAAGUUUCAGCACUGAAAGACCAGGGUAACAAGGCGCUGAGUGCGGGAAAUAUUGAUGAGGCGGUACGUUGCUACACCGAAGCUUUGGCCCUUGACCCUUCAAACCAUGUCCUGUUCAGUAACCGCUCUGCCGCCUACGCCAAGAAAGGCAACUAUGAGAAUGCUCUCCAGGACGCCUGUCAGACCAUCAAAAUCAAGCCGGACUGGGGCAAGGGCUACUCUCGCAAAGCUGCAGCAUUGGAAUUUCUUGGCCGAUUGGAGGAUGCUAAAGCAACUUACCACGAGGGACUACGGCAAGAGCCAAGUAAUCAGCAGCUAAAGGAGGGUCUGCAGAACAUUGAGGCCCGGCUUGCAGAGAAAUCAAUGAUGAACCCCUUCGCCAUUCCCAACUUGUAUCAGAAGCUGGAGAAUGAUUCUCGGACCCGUGAGCUAUUGUCAGAUCCCAGCUACAGAGAACUGCUGGAGCAGCUCAGGAACAAACCAUCGGAGCUCGGCACGAAGUUGCAGGAUCCCAGAGUGAUGACCACACUCUCUGUGCUGCUGGGACUGAACCUCUCUGAGAUGGAAGAAGAGGAGGAGCCCACUCCUCCUCCUCCUCCCAAACCCAAAGAGACUCAGCCACCUCCUCCCAAAGAGGAAGACCUUCCUGAAAACAAGAGAAAGGCAUUGAAGGAAAAAGAACUUGGGAAUUCUGCAUACAAGAAUAAGGACUUUGAAACAGCGUUGAAACAUUAUGAGGAAGCAGUCAAACAUGAUCCGACCAACAUGACCUACAUAUCUAAUCAAGCAGCUGUGUUCUUCGAGAAGGGAGAUUUUGAGAAGUGCCGAGAGCUGUGUGAAAAGGCCAUUGAUGUUGGCAGAGAGAACCGGGAAGACUACAGACAAAUUGCAAAGGCCUUGGCUAGGAUUGGCAACUCAUACUUCAAGCAGGAGAAAUACAAAGAAGCCAUUCAGUAUUUCAACAAGAGUUUGACGGAGCAUCGUACUCCUGACGUCUUGAAGAAGUGUCAACAGGCAGAGAAGAUAUUGAAGGAGCAGGAGAAACUAGCCUACAUCAACCCCGACUUAGCCUUGGAAGAGAAGAACAAGGGCAACGACGCCUUCCAGAAAGGAGACUACCCCUUAGCCAUGAAACAUUACAGCGAAGCCAUCAAGAGAAACCCCAACGAUGCCAAACUCUUCAGUAACAGAGCUGCCUGCUACACAAAGCUGUUGGAGUUUCAGCUUGCCCUGAAGGAUUGUGAAGAGUGCAUCAAACUUGAGCCCACCUUCAUAAAAGGCUACACGCGCAAGGGAGCUGCCUUGGAGGCCAUGAAAGAUUACUCAAAAGCUAUGGAUGCUUACCAGAAGGCGCUGGAGCUCGAGUCUUCCUCAAAGGAAGCCACAGAAGGCAUGCAGCGCUGUAUGGUGAGUCAGGCCAUGAGGAAUGACAGUCCUGAGGAGGUGAAGAAAAGGGCCAUGGCUGAUCCCGAGGUGCAGCAGAUUAUGAGUGACCCAGCCAUGCGCAUGAUCCUCGAGCAAAUGCAGAAGGACCCUCAGGCGCUUAGCGACCACUUAAAAAAUCCAGUUAUCGCUCAGAAGAUUCAGAAACUCAUUGAUGUCGGACUGAUAGCCAUUCGUUGAUGACAACCAAGAUCCAGAGGAAACUCCAAGACAACAGUGGAACAAAACAAAUCCCUCCAAAAUAUUACAUCUUGUUUUUUUUUUGCCUUCAAAUUCAAAAUUAUAUUGCCCACUGAGACUUUGUGUGUAUGUUAUGUUUUUUAAAAAUCAGUUUCACAACAUUUACAUUGUAUUUAAGAAAGCAUCGUGUGUGUCAUCAAAACUGAAGGACUCCAGAAAAUGUCAUCGGAAAAAACUGGAUUCAUGUGUAUCGAUGCUUAAAUACAUCUUAAAAUAAACAGCACAAUUCAGUGCA